AUGGCAGAGGAUGAUGAAUUGGUUCUUCUGGACCUGUGGAGCAGCCCAUUUGCCAUGAGAGUGAGAAUAGCUCUAAGAGAGAAAGGCCUCGAGUUCGAGUCCCAAGAACAGGACUUGAGCAACAAAAGCCCAUUACUCCUCAAAUCGAACCCCGUCCACAAGCAAAUACCCGUCCUCAUCCACAACGGCAAGCCCGUGUCCGAGUCCAUGAUAAUCGUUCAGUACAUCGAUGAUGUCUGGAGAGACAGAGCUCCUCUGCUGCCUUCCGACCCUUACGGGCGGGCCCACGCGAGGUUUUGGGCCGACUACAUCGAUAAGAAGAUAUAUAGCAGUGGAAGAUUGGUGUGGGGCGCUACAGGGGAAAUGCAGGAAGUGGGAAAGAAAGAGUUGAUCGAGAGCUUCAAAUUGCUAGAGUUGGAGCUUGGUGAUAAACCUUACUUUGGUGGCGAAAAGUUGGGGCUUGUGGAUGUGGGCCUCGUACCGUUUUAUAGCUGGUUUUACGCGCUCGAGACCUGCGGGCAGUUCAGUUUGAUUCACGAGUGUCCGCGGCUUGUUUCGUGGGCUAAGAGAUGCCUGCAGAGGGAGAGCGUGUCCAAGUCUCUGCCUGAUCAGUACAAGAUAUUUGAUUUUCUAAUGGACCUCAAAAAGAAGUUUGAAGCUCAGGGGAAAAUCUGA
Striga hermonthica is the source of this 675-nucleotide messenger RNA. The record is from the annotation of a GenBank genome assembly. Lineage: Eukaryota; Viridiplantae; Streptophyta; Magnoliopsida; Lamiales; Orobanchaceae.